Molecule: messenger RNA, 396 nt
Organism: Lodderomyces oxycetoniae
Lineage: Eukaryota; Fungi; Ascomycota; Pichiomycetes; Serinales; Debaryomycetaceae
Exons: 1
Coding region: 1-396 (131 amino acids)
Biological process (GO): mitochondrial respiratory chain complex I assembly
Cellular component (GO): mitochondrion
Source: RefSeq, a predicted model, not a curated record
AUGGAUCCCUAUCGAAAGGAAUUGUUUGAAGUUGACUACUUUAAGACUGUACCGCCACAGUGGUUACAAUGGUUAAGAAGGACAAGAGAAGAAGCUCCUAGUUUGAAUGAAUUGGUUCAAGAUCAGUUUCGACAACAAAGAUUGCGAAUAUUGGCUAAACAAGCUGAUGAGAAAUGGAAAAAUGAAAAAUGGAGGUUGCAGCAGGAGGCAAAUGCUAAAUUGCAAAAUGAAUUAAAUAGAAUUGAGCUGGAGAAUAAGGUAAGAGAAGAGGAGAAGGGAAAGGAGGAAGAGAAAAAGGAGGAGAAGGGAGCCAUCUUAGACUCAAAUCCAUGGAAACAAGCGGAUAAACUAAAGGAUACAAAUCCUAUAGAAUCAGCUACAAUAAAACCCAGGUAA